Molecule: messenger RNA, 339 nt
Organism: Kwoniella shivajii
Lineage: Eukaryota; Fungi; Basidiomycota; Tremellomycetes; Tremellales; Cryptococcaceae
Exons: 4
Coding region: 1-339 (112 amino acids)
Biological process (GO): double-strand break repair via homologous recombination; meiotic joint molecule formation; meiotic DNA recombinase assembly involved in reciprocal meiotic recombination
Cellular component (GO): Swi5-Swi2 complex; Swi5-Sfr1 complex
Source: RefSeq, a predicted model, not a curated record
AUGUCCCAAAGUUCAUGCCGGAAGUCACCCGAUACUACUUCCUCUGCUGCAAUCAGCACCUCAUCUGCACCAACAUCUACCAGUUCCACCAGAACCAAUAUGUCGAAGCAAUCAACCAAAGAUGAUCGAAUCUUAGCUCUCCAAGAAGAAAUUCAAAAUCUGAAAGCUGGAUUAGGUGAAUACGAUCCCAACGUCAUCAUCCAGAAUCACAUCAGACUCUUACAUACCUAUAACGAAGUGAAAGAUGGUACUCAAUCGUUAAUAGGUAAAUACGCUCAAAUCACCGGGAAAACGAUUAGAGAAGCUCAUGUAGAGAUGGGUUUACCUCUCACCGAUUGA